Bursaphelenchus xylophilus (pine wood nematode) is the source of this 3782-nucleotide messenger RNA. Lineage: Eukaryota; Metazoa; Nematoda; Chromadorea; Rhabditida; Aphelenchoididae. The record is from the annotation of a GenBank genome assembly.
AUGAAAUUAAAAUUUGGGAUAGGAAAUGAGAAAUGCAGGAGAAAAGCCUUCACAAUCGCAAGGAAAUUGUUCAAAAGAAGGACUUGCAAGAUAACCACGAGUAUCUUGGUGAGUUUACUUGAGUUUUCGCCGCGAAAUAGGGAUUAAUUUACAUUGUAGCAAGCAAAAGUUCGAUUUUUUUAAUUUUUUAAAAAUUUUUUGCCGUUUUGUUGAUUUUUCUUCAAGUCAAACUUCUUAAUUUGCGUUUCUUUUCAGACUGCGGUCCUUCUGAUCGUUUCCACGGCGUUCUUUUUAAUUUUUCGUAGGCAUGAAUACUACAGUCACCACAUUGUUCGACUUGAACGGGAAGACAAAAUCUUCGAAUAUCGAAAGAGCCAAGAGCCCACAUUGUACGCACUCUGCAGCUAUAUGGGCUUUACCGAGCUGAACAUGGACAGCUGCAACCAUCAUUGCGACAUGAAGGCGGAUAUGUGGCGAAAAAGGCAGCUGAUGGACUUCGAAGGGAAUGAAAAGUUGGCCUUCAUGGAAGAUUGCCCACCAAUUUUGGAUAUUGUGGGUUUUUGGGAAGUUUAAGAUGAUCCGCCGUUAUUCUCCCGACAGACUGAUAAUUGCUUUUUCUCGAAAAGGAAGAAGAAAGAUAAGAAAAUGCUUUUUAUCGGAUAGUGACAUUUCGUUUUGAACGAAUCACCAAAAAGGGGCGGGAAAUUUUUUUUUGUAUUUUGGAUUGACGUGAAGCACCAUUUUGCACAGUGCAUUUUGGAUUUUUUGCCUUACGUCGCCGCGAUUCGAAUUCCAUCGAUUGCGACCCCGCACGGAUUGCGACCUCGCAUCGAUUGCGACCCCGCAUCGAUUGCGACCCAAAAUGGGGUAAAGCGACCCCGGGAUGAAAAUUCUUUGAUUCUUUUCGGGAAAAACUUGCUUUAGGGGUUUCCGAGGGUGCUGAUUUCGAAAAUGAUGUUCAUUUUUCCUCUAGUAUUACAUAGUACUGUCUGAUACUAUAUAGUACGAAGUAAAAAUAAGUGUACUAAGCACCAGAACAACACCACUAACGCCUAAAGGCCAACUUUACACCUCGUACUACAUAGUAUCAGAUAGUACUAUAUAGCACCAAGUCUUUAAAACGUGUUUUUGAAGAGUACUAAGCAUCAAACCAACACCAUUAACGUCAAAAGCCAUAUUUUGACUUCGUACUAUAUAGUAUCAGACAGUACUAUAUAGCACCAAGUCUUUAAAACGUGUUUUUGAAGAGUACUAGGCAUCAAACCAACACCAUUAACGUCAAAAGCCAUAUUUUGACUUCGUACUAUAUCAGUACUAUGUAGUACUAGAGGAAAAAUGAACAUCAUUUUCGAAAUCAGCACCCUCGAAAACCCCUAAAUCGAGUAUUUAACGUCAAAAGCGAUAUUUUCACUUCGUACUAUAUAGUAUCAGACAGUACUAUGUAAUACUAGAGGAAAAAUGAACAUCAUUUUCGAAAUCAGCACCCUCGAAAACCCCUAAAGCAAGUUUUUCCCGAAAAGAAUCAAAGAAUUUUCAUCCCGGGGUCGCUUUACCCCAUUUUGGGUCGCAAUCGAUGCGGGGUCGCAAUCGAUGCGAGGUCGCAAUCGAGCGGGGUCGCAAUCGAAGGAUUCCCCGCGAUUCCCAUUUUUUUGCAGCGACAAAUCAUUUUUUAGAACUGGGAUGUUUGGUUAAAAGUACGAUUGGGAAAAGUGUUAUUUUUUUCGAUGCAAGUGUCGAAAUUAAGAUAAUCGAGGGUGCUGAUUUCGAAAAUGACAUUCAUUUUUUUGAUCUUUACUUUUUUCCUUUAGUAGUACAGUAAAGUAGUAAUUUUUUGAAUUUUUGUCACAAAUACUUGAUUUCGGGGUGCUGCUUUAAAAUCAGAAAAAAUGAAUAAGAUUUUUGAAAUAUUGAAAUCAGCAAGGUCGAAAACCCCCAAAUCGAGUAUUUGUGAAAAAAUUCAAAAAAUUACUACUUUACAGUACAGGGUGGGCCACUAAAACCUUCCGUCCUCUUUUUUUAGAUUUCUCCGCGGAGACUCCGCCGAUUUUCAUGAAAUUUAGGUUUUUCUGGAGCUGAGAUUCGCCAUUUUCAACCGAUUGAAUUUCAGGAAAAAACAUUCUGAAUUUACUUUACUAUGCCUUCCCGAAGUUUUUGAAAAUUAUUUUCGAGCCGAAACCGCUAAAACUUUGAAAAUUUUUGGAAUGAUUUUCAAUUUCCUUUCUCGGACUUGGAAAAUUUCUGGCUUUUUUUGGUAAAAUUGUGGAGUAAAAAGUUCCGUACGCUUUCUCUAGACUUUGUUUAAAGCAAGUUAAAAGCAAAAAAAGUGUUGUCUGUAUUACCGUUAGGGUAUGAAUGUAGAAGAAAAAAUUUUUUUUUCAACAAGAGUGAAAAAGUCCACAUUAAGGCUACAAGCCAUGGCUUGGCGCAUUGAGGCUUGGAGCCAGGCUCGAUUGAAGUUAAACCAUGCUCACGGGCAAUUGCGAGCUGUUCUUAACUUUCAAAGCCCCUACAAGUUCGUGCUGCAAAAGGAGGUGGACACGUCGAAAUCAGAUAGAAAUAUUAAUAAUCAAAUUGUUAAAAAGAUUAGUUUUUACAACAGUAUUUUGCAAAUAUAUGAGGCAAACCAAGUAAGAUUUCACCCAAAACCCCGAAAAAAUGACCGAGUUUUCAAAAUCAUUCCAAAAAUUUCCUAAGUUUUAGCGGUUUCGGCUCGAAAAUAAUUUUCAAAAACUUUGGAAAGGCAUACAAAGGUCAAUUCAGGAUAUUUUUUUUUUCAAAUUCAACCUGUUGAAAAUGGCGCAUCUCAGCUCCAGAAAACCCUAAAUUUCAUGAAAAUCGGCGGAGUCUCCGCGGAGAAAUCUAAAAAAAGAGGACGGAAGGUUUUAGUGGCCCACCCUGUACUACUCACGGAACGAAGUGACUAUCAAAAAAAAAUGAAUGUCAUUUUUGAAAUCAGCGCCCUCGAUUAUCCUAAUUUCGACACUUGUAUCGAAGAAAAAUAAUACUUUUCGGUUUCCCCAAUCGUCUUUUUUCCCAAUCGUUUUUUUCCCAAUCGUCUUUUUUCCGAAUCGUCCAACUCUGUAUUUUUUUCAGAGUGUGACGGAAUUCAUCUUGACUAAAAUUAACACGAAUUUUUUUAAGUAUUUGUUUUACUUUUACGUUUUCAGCAAAAUUGCGACGACACCUCGAUUUAUUGUAACAACGAGAAGAAGGUUUCCAUAGGAUGUCCGGGAACUUUUGGUCAGAAAACGUUGGAUGUUUCGAGUGACAAAACUCGCCAACAUUAUGUAAGAUUAUUUGAAAGUUUGGUUUUUUUUUUGAAUUUUAAGAAUUUAGAUUUUAGUUUUGAAAAUUUUGUUGUAAAUGUCUUCUAAAAAGUGAUAGAGAUCUGAAAUUUGGCAUAAGAUUUUUUCCAGGUCCCAAUGGCAAAUCCCAAAAUUUUGUUUGCUCAAGGUCGGAAGUAUGUUCGAGCAGCCGAACUCGUCGUCAGAUGUCCAACUUGCGAGCGAAAUGACGAGAAAUAUAUCAGAAAUGGGGACAGCUCCAAGGUGUUCAAGAUGAUCAGUUUUGUUCGAGAAGGAUUCCCCGCACACCGAAGUUGUUCUCCAUUUGAAAGAGACAAUCGUACGGGAGCAGGCGGAAUUGUGUUUGAUGAUGAAAAGAUUGCGAGUAUUGCAGAGUACGAGAGGAAAAUGGGAUGCCUGUAUGGGCUGGAAUGCCGAGAUCUUUUGCCCGAUCUAUUCAACGACUUCGGUGAGAUCUUAGAAAGUUUGUGGGAAUAA